Messenger RNA from Cladocopium goreaui, 2079 nucleotides. NCBI's taxonomy places the organism in Eukaryota, Dinophyceae, Suessiales, Symbiodiniaceae. The record is from the annotation of a GenBank genome assembly.
AUGGACCGGUCGGCGCUGAACAAAGCCACCAGUGCGGAUGACACGCCCACGCCGGGCUAUUUGUACACCGAGAUAGCACAGUCCACCUUUGCGGACUUGAAUGCGUGUCAGCAAUUGGCUGAUUACCUCAUCAAAAAGCUUGAAAAAGACAAUCCGCAUGUAAAGCUGAAAUGUUUGAAGAUCAUCAAGCAUGUGUGCGAACAGGGAAAGCCCGAGUUCAAACGCGCAAUUCAGAGAAAGGCCGAAGUCGUCAAGGCGUGUCUUCAAUAUCGCGGCACGCCCGACCCCUUGAAAGGAGAUGCUCCCAACAAGGCGGUGCGAGAGGAAGCUGACUUGGCGGUGAAGGCCGUCUUCAGCUCGAACGCCUCGCUCAACGCCUAUGGUUUCAGCACUGGACAAGGGAAAAAGAUGCAAGGCUUUGGUAGCGAACCCAGUGAAGACAUCAGCAGCAGGAUAGGCAACCUGAGCUCGAAUAGUUUCAGUGGAGGUGGGGGCAGUUUUGAAGGAGGUGGUAGAUCCUUCGGCUCAGGAGGAAUGGUCGGCUUCGGAAAUCCCAAUUUCGAUAACGCUCCUCCCCGGAAGGAUGACGACAGCGUCUUUAAUAAGGCCAUGUCCAGCACCAUGUCUGCGGUGUCCUACCUCCAGUCCAAGGUCACUGGUGCGCCGCCCCCUCCGAUGCCGUCCAGCGGUGGUGGCUCCGAUGGCACCUAUCGGCCACCCGCCGUGGGCGGCGGUUUCGGUGGCGACCGCGGCGGUGGCGACCACCGUGGCUUUGGCGGCGGCUUCAACAGUAGCUACAGUGGCGGCUCCGGCUACAGCGCGCCCUCCCACAGCUACAGCAGCGCAGCAGGUGGACAGCAGAACUAUGGCAUUCAUGGGCACUACCCUGAUCACUUGUGCCUGGCAGGCGGUGCCCAUCGCCGCUGGGGCCACCGCACGGCGGGCGACGGAAGCGAUGCCCGGGGCGGCGACGGCGGCCGAAGCGAGGCGCACGAGGCAACACCAGAGGCGAAGCCGGCGCCACCACCAGCCAUGGUGGAUUUGCUAGAUAUGGAGGAGCCCAGCCCUGCGCAGCCGCCCGGUAACAGCGCCUCGCUGUUGGAUGAGGGCCUCUCCGCACCAGCUGCCUCAGAGGACCUUCUGGGUGGCGGUGAGUCGCUCAUGGAGACCUUAAAUUCUCAGACACCCAGCUUCAGCAUCCCGCCAGGAGAGGUGCCCGGUAAUAACCUCAUGGGUGGCAUCGACAUGACGACCGCGGCUCCUGCGAACGUUGCGAACGUUGCGAACGCGGCAGCUGCCCAAGGUGGCGUUGAUUUUAGGGCGCCGGCGGCUGCGGCUGUGGCGGCUGUGGCGGCUGUGGCGGAGCCACUGGGCAUCCGAACCGUUGAAGGCGGAAUGCCUGGUAUGGGAAUGGCCGGCUCUGUGGGUGGCUCUAUGGGAAGCCAAGCCCCCAUGAUGGGCCAACCCCCCAUGCCGCAAGCUGGUGGCUCCAUGGGCAGUUCCAUGGGAAAUCCCAUGGGUCAACCCCCAAUGGGCGGCGGACCAAUGGGCGGUGCCAUGGGGAUGGGUGGUGGCAUGGGGAUGGGUAUGGGCGCUAUGGGUAUGGGCGGCAUGGGCCCUAUGGGCAUGGGAGCUAUGGGUUGCGGCGGCUGCGGCGGUUGCAACUGCGGUGGUUGUGGCAUGGGCGGUCCGCAAAUGGGCUGCGGCUGCGGGAUGGGUGCUAUGGGCUGUGGACCACCAAUGGGUGGGCCCAUGGGGAUGUGCGGUGGAUGCAACAUGCAAGGCUCCAUGGGAGGUUGCGCCCCCAACAUGGGCAUGGGCAUGAUGCCGCAGCAGCCCAUGAACAGCAUGAACCAGGCGGCCUACAGCCCGCCUGCGGCAGCACCUCCUCCUUACCAGAACGGCUCCAUGCCCAUGCAAGCCAUGGGGAGCAUGUCCACCCCUUCAGGGGGUGGAUCUGCCUUCAGUUUUAUCGGAGGAAGCAGUGCGUCGCCCCAAAUUUCUCCCCAAGUGGCGCCCAAACCGCCUGACAUGGCCUUCGGCUUUGUGGCGGAGGAGAUGAAGGGUGCAGUCGGCUGA